CUUAUUUACAAAAUGGCAGAAAUCGUGUUAUGUGAUGAAGACACGGUAUUGGAGCUAAAACGUAAAGUUAUGAACAAUGUUCGCUUUAUAAACCAUUAUAAAUGGCUGAUAGAUGCAUACGUGUCAGAUUUUUUUAUAUUUGGAUAUUGGAACAAGAUAAUACCAUGCUGGAGAAAUAAAUUAGAAAUGAUGUCACCUCCACAACAUUGUUUUUUUCUUGAUACACAUAAAAACAGUGAUGAAGAAAACAGAACUUUGCUUCCUCUAUCCAUGCUGGCAUUUUGUCAGUGUUUGAAUUUGUUUUCUAUAAAAAGACAGAGUAUUAAUUUUGAGACUACAGAAUUACAAGAGAUCCUAAAAUCAUCAAGCAAAGCUAAAACAAACAAAAGAAGCAAUGAAAAUGUCUAUGAAACAUUAGACUUAGAAUCAAACAAAUGUGAAAGACUUAAUCAUGACGGUGUUUCAGAAUAUUCUAAUGGAGAGAGAUCUGAUGCCUCAUCUAAAACUGCUGGUCAUUGCGUAUCUAGUGGUAUAAAGGCCAGUUCAACACUUAUUAAUGGUCAAGACUAUGCUUUAUCCCAUGUUUUUAGACGCCAUGUGAAACCCAAGAAACAACAUGAAAUACACAGAUUAGCUCAGGGUGUAAGUUUAUUAAGUGAUAUAUGUGGAUGUAAGGAGAUAGUAGAUGUUGGAGCCGGACUGGGACAUUUAUCCCGUAUUUUAACAUUUAGUAAAGGUCUGUCUGUAACAACCGUAGAAGCUGCUGGUACACAUGCUCCUAAAGCAUUUAAAUAUGAUCAGGAAAUGGAGAGAGAUAUCAACAAAGUUAUAAACAGGUUAAAGAAAGAAGAGGAAAAAACAGAAAGCAUGACAUCUGAUCAAAUAAAAUCAUGUGAUGAGCUCCCUAAUCAUGUUGUAUGUACAAUUUCCUCAGAUAUUUCGGCUGGAGAAUUUGUAAAAGUUCUGAACAAUCAAUCUUCUGGGAAUGAAUUAGAUUUGACUAAUUCAGCAUUGGAAACUGACAAUGAAAAUUUUUCCAGUGCUAAUGUGGUAGAUAGAGAAACAAGGAACGAUAAUUUUAUAUUAGGUGGAUUACAUGCUUGCGGUGAUUUAACGCCUACUUUAUUAAGAGUUUUUGCGUCUUGUGAUAAAACAGUUGGAUUAGCAUCUGUUGGUUGUUGUUAUAUGAAACUCACAAGCAGAUCUGAUAACAAGGCCAACAUCAAUCAAAGUAAAGAAGAUGGCUAUCCUAUGAGUCAGUUUGUACAAAGUUUACCAGAACAUCAACUAAGUUAUGCAGCCAGGGAAAUGGCUUGUCAUUUUGCAGAUUCUUAUAAAGAAAGGUUGAAAGCCGAUAGUGAACAUCUGAAGGUACAUUGUUACAGAGCAGCAUUUCAACAUAUCAUAACUAUUUUACAUCCAGAGUUUGACAGAGGUGCUAUGAAACUCACCAUCAAAAAUGCUACAAACAUGCCCUUUGAAAACUAUUGUAGUUCAGUUUUAAAAAAGCUUGGAUAUGAUGAUACUAUCCCAUCAGAAUUAAUGAAACAAGCCAAAGAAUAUUUAUCUGAAUGGAAAAAUGUGAUGUCUUUUUAUACUGUACGUCUAUCUCUAGGACCUGUUGUAGAAACUUUAAUAUUAUUAGACCGACUGAUAUAUCUUUAUGAACAAGGUCUGUCAAGUGUACUGGUACCAAUAUUUGAUCCAAGUUUAUCUCCUAGAAACUUUCUUUUAUUAGCUAAUAAAAAUAAUAAGUCUUAAUAAAUACUGCUCCAGCCUUGUAA
Molecule: messenger RNA, 1784 nt
Organism: Patella vulgata (common limpet)
Lineage: Eukaryota; Metazoa; Mollusca; Gastropoda; Patellidae
Product: methyltransferase-like protein 25B
Exons: 10
Coding region: 13-1761 (582 amino acids)
Source: RefSeq, a predicted model, not a curated record